Polychytrium aggregatum is the source of this 1092-nucleotide messenger RNA. RefSeq names its product nicotinate-nucleotide--dimethylbenzimidazole phosphoribosyltransferase. NCBI's taxonomy places the organism in Eukaryota, Fungi, Chytridiomycota, Chytridiomycetes, Polychytriales. Gene Ontology annotation, biological process: cobalamin biosynthetic process. The record is from RefSeq and is a predicted model, not a curated record. Gene Ontology annotation, molecular function: nicotinate-nucleotide-dimethylbenzimidazole phosphoribosyltransferase activity. Bases 1 to 1092 code for a protein of 363 amino acids. The transcript is spliced from 6 exons.
AUGCUCAUCCUGAGUCCCGCCGAGAUUCCCGUGGCCGAUGCCGAGUGGCUCGCAAAGGCCCGCACCGAGAUCGACUCCAAGACCAAGCCUCCCGGCUCGCUCGGCCGGCUGGAGGAGGUCGCCAUCCGUCUGUGCGUUUUGCAACAGACCCUGUCUCCGUCUGUCGAAAAGGGCAAGAUUCUGCUGUUUGCCGCAGACCAUGGUCUUGCUGAUGAAGGUGUGAGCCAGUAUCCCAAGAUCGUAACCCAGGAGAUGCUCCGGAACCUCGCGAACGGCGGCGCAGCGAUCAACGCUUUCUGUAAUGCAAACGGCCUUGGGUUGGAGGUCAUUGAUGUCGGCGUCGAUACCGCCCUGGUCUUUGAAGGAAUCACCCGACAGAAGGACGCCUCUCCGCAUGGGACCCAGUCGUCUCUGCAAGGGCUCGCCAUGACCCAGGAGCAAUUCGACAACGCCGUCCAGGCGGGCUAUGACGCCGUCGACCGGGCCAUCCGCGAGGGCCAUCAGGCCAUUGGCAUUGGCGAGCUCGGCAUCGGCAACACCGCUACGGCUGCGGCUCUCUUGGCUGCUGAGAGCGGCUUGGCCGGAAGUCGAGUUACGGGCCGGGGCACCGGCGUUGACGACCAGGGGCUCGAGCGCAAGACUAAGAUUGUUGACGGAGUGGUCGAGAAGCACCAGGACCUGAUUCGGACUGGCGACUGGACGCAGAUCUUCAGAGCCCUCGGCGGCCUUGAGAUUGUGGCCAUGGCCGCUGCGGCUCGCCGUGCCGCCUUGAACCGCUUGGUGCUCAUCGUCGACGGAUUCAUUUCAAUGGCCGCCUUCCUCUAUGCCCUCAAGGUUUACCCCGAAGAUAGGGCGGCAUUCUAUCGAUCUGCCUUCUUCAGCCACCAGAGCUCCGAGCAGGGUGUGGUUGUCGCCAUGGAACGCAUCGAUCAGCUACUCGGUGAAUCCGGUCGCUCGGCGCCUCUGCUCAACCUGGGCUUCCGUCUGGGCGAGGGUACUGGUGCGGCCGUCGCUUUCCCUUUGCUCCGUGCUGCUGCCCACAUGGCCUCGGACAUGGCCACUUUUGCCAGCGCCGGUGUCAGCGAGGCCUGA